This is a messenger RNA of Trematomus bernacchii (emerald rockcod), 2982 nucleotides long. RefSeq names its product protocadherin-10-like. Gene Ontology annotation, cellular component: plasma membrane. The transcript has 4 exons. The record is from RefSeq and is a predicted model, not a curated record. Lineage: Eukaryota; Metazoa; Chordata; Actinopteri; Perciformes; Nototheniidae. The coding region runs from base 1 to 2982 and encodes 993 amino acids. Gene Ontology annotation, biological process: homophilic cell-cell adhesion. Gene Ontology annotation, molecular function: calcium ion binding.
AUGGACACACAAGGGGCAAAGAAAAGACUGUUUUGGAGAUGGCAUACAGUUUGCCUAUUUACGUUGUGCACUUCUUUCUUGGAUGCAGUCCGGGGACAGAUUCGCUACUCCAUCCCUGAGGAACUGGAGCAUGGAGCUUUUGUUGGCAACAUCGCAGAGGACCUGGGCUUGGAUUUGGACAGGCUCUCUGCGCGCAGAUUCCGGAUAGUCUCCGGUUCCAAGAAGCAAUAUGUGGAGGUGAAUUUGGAAAAUGGAGUUUUAUUCGUCAAUGAGAGAAUUGACCGCGAGGAACUAUGCGAGCAGAGUUUGUCCUGUUCUUUCCACUUGCAGGUGGUCAUUGAAACCCCCCUGGAGCUGUACAGGGUGGAGAUGGAGAUUUUGGACGUGAACGACAACUCCCCUAGUUUCCCAUGGACCGAGUUUAAUCUGGACAUCUCAGAGUCUGCUACGCCAGGAUCCCGUUUCCCACUUGAGAGCGCACAGGACUUAGACGUGGGAUCCAACUCCCUGCGCACAUAUUUGCUGAGUGUCAACGAGCAUUUCCUUUUGGAUAUACAGACGCGCAGUGAUGGCAGCAAAUUUGCAGAGCUCGUCCUGCAGAGCCCGCUGGACAGAGAGCAGCAAAGUGCGCAUCAGAUGGUCCUGACGGCGGUGGAUGGAGGCGCGCCGGAGAGAUCUGGCACUGCGCAAAUUGAUAUCACCGUUUUGGAUGCAAACGAUAACGCGCCUGUGUUUGACCAGUCCUUUUACAGAGUGAGGCUGGCGGAAAACGCACCUAAAGGCACCGUAGUCAUAAAACUCAACGCGUCAGAUUUAGAUGAGGGUCCCAACGCUGACAUCACCUACUCGUUCAGUGGCCAUGCGCCCAUCAAGGUGCGCCAGCUCUUCAGCGUGGACUCGCGCACGGGGGAAAUCAAAGUGAAAGGAGUGAUAGACUAUGAAAAGGCCAGGAUGCAUGAAAUCUAUGUUCAGGCUAAAGAUAAAGGCCCCUCCGCUGUGGCAGUGCACUGUAAAGUGCUGGUGAACGUUUUGGAUAAAAAUGACAACCUCCCGGAAGUGAUCUUGACAUCAGUGUCCACACCUGUGCAGGAGGACGCCCCCCCGGGGACUGUGAUAGCUGUCAUCAGCGUGAUGGAUAAAGACUCAGGUGAAAACGGGAAUGUGGACUGUGAGAUCCCACAUCACGUGCCAUUCCAGCUCCACUCCUCCUUUAAGAACUACUACACAUUAGUAACUUCUGAUUUUCUGGACAGAGAGGCGAUGGCUGAGUAUAACAUCACACUAACAGCGCGAGACAUGGGCUCCCCUCCUUUAUUCACCAGGAAAACUAUCCUUGUCCAAGUGUCUGAUAUGAAUGAUAACGCGCCUCUCUUCAAACAGCCGUCCUACACUGUGUAUCUGACUGAGAAUAACGCGCCGGGUGCAUCCAUAUGCUCGGUGACUGCACUGGAUCCAGAUUAUGGCCAAAACGCGUACCUCUCCUACUCUAUCCUGGAGGGAGACAUACGGGGAAUGCCCGUGUCCACCUACGUGUCCAUCAACUCGGACAACGGGAACAUUUACGCACUGCGAUCCUUUGACCACGAACAACUUAAAAACUUUCAGAUCACAAUUCAAGCUCAGGACGCAGGGUUCCCGCCUCUGAGCAACAACGUGACAGUGAACAUCUUUAUACUGGACCAAAACGACAAUGCACCUGUGAUUGUGACACCGGUUGUGCAAAACAGCUCCGCGCCAACAGCAGCAGUGCCCAAGUCAGCUGACGCAGGUUACCUUGUCUCCAAAAUCAGCGCCGUGGACGCAGACGAGGGUCAAAACUCGCGUCUCUUAUACCAGAUGCUCCAAGCAACAGACCCGAGCUUGUUCAGCGUGGCUCUGUACACAGGCGAGAUCAGGACAAUUCGCCAGUUGGUGGAGAAAGACCCCUCGAGGCACAGAUUGGUCAUUCUCGUGAAGGACAAUGGUCAGCCGCCCCUCUCGGCCACUGUUUCCAUCAUCCUGUCAGUGGUUGACAGCCUGCCAGAUUCGCAGCCCGAUUUGGGUGACCUGUCACUAAGCCCGCAUCACAGCCCUAACUUCAGCCUGUACUUAAUCGUGUCUCUGGGCGCAAUCUCCUUCACAUUUCUGGUGGCUAUCAUCGUCCUGGUUUCAGUGCGCAGGCUGAAGGGCAGAGCGUCCAGCAGGGAGUCAAGCUUCCCCCCCAUCAGCUGCUGCUGCUGCUGCUCCAGCUCAGAAUCCUCCACCACGGAAGAUGUGUUCAAAAAGUCCAAUCUGAAUGUUCGGAUGCCCGCAGAAGCGUCCGGGUGCGCAGAGGCAAACGGCAACGGAGCUCUCCCUCAGGUCUACUGCUAUAAAAUGUGUCUGACUCCGGAGUCGUCCAAAAGUGACUUCAUGUUCCUGAAGCCCUGCAGCCCGGUGAUGACAGUUCAGCAGAAUAACGCCAAGAGCACAGAUUACCUCACCUCUGGCUGGAGCGCACUGGACCGUAAUGAGCUGGCCAACAACAGAGCAGCGUCCCCAAACGAGCUUAAGUAUGCGAGUAUUAGCAACGACUGGACCUUGACCAAGAACCAACGCAACUUGGCAUACAAGAGGUAUAGUUCAGCAAAUAUGGAGGGCACUCUUACCCGUCAACAAAAAUACGAUGCCCAUGGGUUUUCCUGUUCUGUGGCUCCACAGUAUUGGACCUGGGGAAGCCAUAUGAAUGACUGCAAGAUAUCUCUUCAGGAGGGGACACUCCCUCACUACUCAUGGACUCCGAAGUACACUCAGCCGAGUUCUGAAGCGGCAGACUACCAGCACAACGUAUACAUACCCGGCUCCACGUCCGACUACAGCACUCUGAAGCUGGCUCCCAGAGGAGAGCUGGAUGUCUACAACACCUUCUCUACUUUUGGGAAGAAAAAGAGAUUCAUCUCAAACUAUGAACAAUCUUUUGACAUCGAUGAUAGUCUCAUCGUGAGUAAUGACAUCUUCAAAUGA